This is a messenger RNA of Hylaeus volcanicus, 2919 nucleotides long. RefSeq names its product ETS translocation variant 1-like (gene Ets96B). Gene Ontology annotation, cellular component: nucleus. Bases 84 to 1958 code for a protein of 624 amino acids. Lineage: Eukaryota; Metazoa; Arthropoda; Insecta; Hymenoptera; Colletidae. Gene Ontology annotation, molecular function: DNA-binding transcription factor activity, RNA polymerase II-specific; sequence-specific DNA binding. Gene Ontology annotation, biological process: regulation of transcription by RNA polymerase II; cell differentiation. The record is from RefSeq and is a predicted model, not a curated record. The transcript is spliced from 10 exons.
AUUCUUAACUGUGUCGUUUUCGUGGGUCGUGUUGACGUAUAUUAUUGAAACGGAUUAAACGAAAAGAGCGAACGGUGACGAGAAUGAAUCAAGAUCAGGAGGUACCCGCGACAACUACGGAUUUGACGCGAUUGCCCACCGAAGAGUUCAACAGAUUGAACGAACCGCUUCAAACGGUUGUCUCGGGAUAUUGCCCCGUUAAUUAUUCGGCGACUCAGGCGCAGACGUCCACCGACAACAAGUUACAUCCCGAAAACGAAAUAUACUCCGAGCAGGAAUACAGACAGGAACCUUGGCUUCAAGAUGGUAGCGGUUGCGAGACGGAGGACAGCGAGCAAUACGUGCCGGAGUUUCAUCGAAUGUCAAAUGUCAGCGUAAAGCAGGAAUCUGCGAAUUGUAGGAGAAUCAACGAUUCCAAUUACACGCAAUAUCAAGCAUCGAUUAAUCAUUCGCACGGCCAAGGCAGUAUCUUCCUCGAUCUCGAUCCAGACAACCGUCCAAACUGCUUUGGAAAUGGAAAACUGAAUUCGCGGACAAGCGAUGUCGCGAAACGCAUCGCGGUAAAGGAGGAACCGACGGACAGAGGAUACGGGGAACCGAUACCCGUAACGAACAUAGCCACGUCGGCUUCGAUGGCCCAGGAAAACCGAAGCAGCAAUAACUUGGUAUAUCAGCAGCAACAACAGCAAUACGGAAACGGAACGAGAAACGCCAGAGGUUCCCCGUCGCCUAACCGACCAGCUAGCACGUCUUCCGCUGCAUCUCAAUGGCACUCGACCGUGUCGGCGUCGAGCGGCGACGCUUUCUUUCCGCGACAGGAAAACUGGAGCUCGGACGUCUACGGGAAAAGAAGCGUGACACCUACGUGGACCGAGCUAGGGGUUCAAUUAGAUCCGAGAACGUCCACGUGGGAGAAACAAGGAAACUGUUACCAGAAGAAGGGAUCUCCGACCUCUUGGAACGUAGAUUAUGCCAGCAAGAGGCCAUCUUCGACGACAGGAGUGUCACCCUGGAGCGAAAUGACCGUUGGUUAUCAACAGCAACGUCGCGGUUCUCUUCAGCUCUGGCAGUUCUUGGUAACCUUGCUAGACGAUCCCGCAAAUGCACCUUGUAUCGCAUGGACCGGUCGUGGAAUGGAGUUUAAACUGAUCGAACCCGAAGAGGUGGCACGUAGAUGGGGCGUUCAAAAAAAUCGACCGGCGAUGAAUUACGACAAACUGAGUAGGUCGCUGAGGUAUUACUACGAGAAAGGAAUAAUGCAAAAGGUAGCAGGCGAAAGAUACGUCUACAAAUUCGUCUGCGAUCCGGAAGCGUUAUUUAAUAUGGCGUACGGCACUGGAGGAUCGUCCAGUCUUCCUGGCCAAGUACGGAACGGCGUUCGAAGUCAGUCCAUGUCCGGCAAGAUAUCGUCCACGAAUGAUGUCUCCGAAUUGAGAGAACAUCCUACUGCUGGAUACGGGGACGCAGUUCUCGCUAUGUACUCGAAUAGUGCGGCAGUGUACGGAUCGCCCAGCUUACACCAUCUGCACCAGUACCUCGGUGGUAACGACGGUUUCAAGACACCGCCAAACAGAUAUCAUCCUCAUUACUCGCACGAGUACAAUGCCAACCAUCAUCAUCCGCCAUCGAGCUACGCAGAGACCUUUCUGAACUACAGCCGUUUGUCGUCUCACGAUGCGUCAACCGAGUCUAGAAGUCAAGAAUUACCGAGGCUCCUGUACGGUCAGGAAACGGACAGUACCAGCAGGGAGCGAGACGCGUCAUCGAUUUUGUACGACGGCGGUGCCGCUGCUGCCGCCGCCGCCGCCGCCGCCGUCGCCGUACAGAGAACACAAUUACCGGCUGUUCCGACAUUCUCGCAGCCAACCUUGCUCGACGCUACCACAACCACCACCGCUACCUCGAAAAUUGAGCAAACUUCGUACGCUUGCCUCGGUGUAGGGAGCUGCGUCUGCUGAAUUUCACGUAGCAUUAUCGAAAACUGACGAGUCAGAGAUUGAUUCUCCAAAUGUUCUCUACGCGCUUCGAACAAAAUCAAUUGGACGCGAAAAGCCACAUUUUCGGCUAUAAAUGAAGAUUUUAGUCGAAAGUUUAGUCGAAAAACAAAGAGAAAUUACCACGAAACGGUAUGGUAGGGUAAAUGGAAACGCACAAAGAGAGUAAGGAUUGUCGUUUAACAGACUCGAACAACCACGUGAUUUUCUUGUUUGAUCCGCCUACGGUGGUAAAUCGUCUCGAAUACGGGUGAAAAUUGAAAAAGGAUGUCGAGAGUAUUGCUUCUUACAAAUAAACGUACAUAUAUCGACCGUAUACGUGUUUGUCGAUGGCCGCACGACAUCAUAAAUUAGGCGGAAAUUCGUUAGCGAUCGUAGAAAUAAAUGGUAGACAAUUGGAUCUUCUGUAUGUAGACUACUUGGAAUCAUUUGGUCGGCCAUUCGCGUGACAAUCGGCAAACGUGAAAUGUAAAUGGUCGUAUUUCGAUUGUGCAUACGUGUUCGUAUGAACCUGUAAAUAGAUAUCUUGUAGUCGUGGAGAUCCGGCUGUGCUCGUGGUCGUUGUUACGAGCUCGAGUAGUACUAAGUCAUUGGAUGCACUGUAAUUUCUGUAAAUAACAAAUAAAUCUCUAUCGGAAUAUUAGAUUUCAAUUCGUUCGAGGAUUCGUUCGAGCUUUUUCGUUUAUCGGUCCUACCAAACUUAUCUUCGUCUUAUGUAGGUAUCGAUGAUAGAAAGAUGACAACGCGUGCAACGUUUAUCAACGAAAGCAACGAGUGAAAACUGAUGUCUCGUUUGUGAACAUCGGUGAUUCGAGGCGGAUUCCGGUGACUUUGCCACUGUUAAUCGAACGGUUGGAAGAAACGAAGCCGUUUUUCGAUUCAACCCAAAGCUUGAUACGGCGUAAUUAAUAGCCGGAUGAUCGGU